Micropterus dolomieu (smallmouth bass) is the source of this 1422-nucleotide messenger RNA. RefSeq names its product matrix metalloproteinase-20-like. NCBI's taxonomy places the organism in Eukaryota, Metazoa, Chordata, Actinopteri, Centrarchiformes, Centrarchidae. The transcript has 10 exons. Gene Ontology annotation, biological process: collagen catabolic process; proteolysis; extracellular matrix organization. Gene Ontology annotation, molecular function: zinc ion binding; metalloendopeptidase activity. The record is from RefSeq and is a predicted model, not a curated record. Gene Ontology annotation, cellular component: extracellular matrix. Bases 1 to 1422 code for a protein of 473 amino acids.
AUGGAGUUGUUCUGGCUGUGGAUGCCUGUUUUGGGCUCUCUGAUGUUAGCGGAAAUCUUGUGGACUCUGCCCAUCAAUCAGGAUCAGUGGCCGAGGCCUGAGGAUGUGGAGCUGGCUGAGGGCUACCUCAGGAGAUUUUACAACCUGAACCCCAGAAGCAGAGUGUCUGGAAGAAGGAUCAGGUCCACGUCAGCCAUGGAAGAGAAGCUCAGAGAAAUGCAAAACUUCUUUGGUCUGAGAGAGACGGGUCGACUGGACCCUCACACCCUGAAUGUGAUGAGGGAGCCGAGGUGUGGUGUUCAAGACGUAGAAAACUUCAGCUUUUAUCCCGAAAGGCCUAAAUGGAAGAACCACACCAUCACAUACAUGAUUGCCAAAUACACUCCGGACAUGAAGAAAGAGGAUGUGGAAAAGUCCUUUCGUUCAGCCCUGAAGAUGUGGAGUGAUGCAGCACCGCUGAGCUUCAUCAAAGUCAACCAUGGCAAAGCUGAUAUAGUGUUCUCCUUCGCCCGCAGAAUUCAUGGAGAUUUCUUUCCCUUUGAUGGACCCCGUGGUGUGCUGGCUCAUGCCUUUCAGCCAGGAGGGGGGAUAGGAGGAGACGUGCACUUUGAUGAAGAUGAAACAUGGACAGACGGGAGGCAAGGUUACAGCCUGUUGGCUGUUGCAGCUCAUGAACUUGGCCACUCACUGGGUUUGACUCACUCAAGAGACCCCUCGGCUAUCAUGUACCCCAAUUACAGGUCUCACAGCAGUACACAGUACUCUCUAUCCAAAGACGAUGUGCUUGGCAUCCAAACACUGUACGGAGAACCCACAAGAAAAGAGGAAACACAAUCAGUUCCCAAAAAGUGUGACCCAAACUUUUCUUUAGACGCAGCAGUUGUGAUUGGAAAUGAGAUUGUUUUCUUUAAAAACAGGUACAUGUGGAUGAGAACAACACGGACAACUUAUUGGAAUCGCCUGAGAGGGAGCCACAGCAGCACAUAUUUUCCGAGCAUCAGUUCUCACUUUGAUGCCGCUUAUGACAUCCCUGCCAAAGGCGUGGCGUACAUAUUCACCGGUUAUAAGUACUGGGUGGUUCAACAGCUUAAGAUGAAAAGUGUUGCUGGCUCCAUCUACGAGUACGGAUUCCCCUCCAGAGUCAAGCAGGUUGACGCAGCCGUGCAUGUCAGUGAAUAUGGAAAAACAGUCUUCUUUGUAGGAGAGGUUUAUUACAGGUUUGAUGAGCACAGGAGAAGGAUGGACCCCGGCUUCCCCAGACUCAUCCAAACAGACUGGCUUGGAGUCCCGAGGAGGGUGGAUGCUGCCUUCAAGUCACAUGGCAGCAUCUUCCUCUUCAGUGGGACAAAAUCCUACCAGUAUGACUUCAAGCAAAAGCGGGUGUUGAAUAUCAUUUCAGCAAACUCUUGGCUGGGAUGUUGA